UCAACAAGAGAUACAAAAAGCUCGCGGCCACCGCCCGCAGAUGCUGUGCCGCCAGUCCUCUGCAUCUCUUCGUCUUCGUCCCGACCUCAAUCGCUGAACACCGCUCAUUGGAGACUGCCCUUACCCGAAUCCUCUGACAGUCAUGGGUUCUCAUCAGAUCGAGGAGGUUGAUGUCCUGCUUGUUGGAGCUGGCUUUGCCUCUUUCACUUUGUUGAACCGCCUGCGAAAACUCGGCUACAGCGUUCGUAUCUUCGAGAAAGGAUCUGCCAGCGGCGGUAUCUGGUACUGGAACUGCUAUCCCGGUGCCCGCGUGGAUACCGAUACGCCCAUCUACCAGCUCUUUGAUAAGGAGCUGUGGGAAGAUUUCACCUUCAAGGAGCGAUACCCAGGCUGGCAAGAUCUCCGCCGCUAUUUUGAACACGUCGAGAAGAAAUGGAAUGUUCGUGACUACACCUCGUUCAACAAGCAUGUGGAUAGCGCCAUCUUUGACGAAGGUCGCCAACAGUGGUUGGUUGAGUGCUCGGACGGAACCGAAAUUUACGCCAAGUGGUUCAUCCCCUGCAUCGGGUUCGCCAGCAAACGCUAUACGCCUCCGUUCCCCGGGCUCGGCAACUUCAAGGGCGACAUCUACCAUACCGCCGUGUGGCCUCAGCACGGCGUGAAUUUGAAGGGCAAGCGAGUUGCUGAAAUCGGCACUGGUGCAUCUGGAAUCCAAGUCAUCCAGGAAAUUGGCCCGGUGGUAAAGGAGUUGACUGUCUACCAGAGAACACCCAACAUGUGCCUACCCAUGAACCAGCGCCUGCUCGACCCCAAGGAAGAGGAGGAGAAAAAGAAGAAUGGCUGGUAUGAGACGGAAAUGGAGAAGACCCGCAACACCUUUGCCGGAUUCACCUACGACUUUAUGGAGAAAAACACCUUUGACGACACGCCCGAGGAGCGCGAAAAGGUGUACCACAACCUCAUGGUCGAGGAAGGCGGUUUCAAGUUCUGGCUUGCCACGUACAAGGACAUGCUGUUCGACCUCAAGGCCAAUGAACCCGCCUACCAGUUCUGGCGCCAGCAGGUCUUGAAACGCGUCAAGGAUCCCGAGAAACAGAGGCUCCUGGCCCCUGAGGUGCCUCCACAUCCAUGGGGCACUAAGCGCCCGUCUCUUGAACAGAGGUUCUACGAAGUGGUUGAUCAACCCAACGUGAAGAUCAUUGAUGUCAACGAGAAUCCCAUUGAAGAAGUCACCGCCACUGGUCUCAAAACCAAACAGGGUCUUGUUGAGGUGGACGUCAUCAUCCUGGCCACCGGCUUCGACUCGGUCACGGGCUCGCUGGCUCAACUCAACAUCCAGGGCACCAAGGGUGGCACAAUUGCUGAUCACUGGAAAGAUGGCACCAAGACGGCCAUGGGUAUUGCCAUGCCCGAAUUCCCCAACAUGUUCUUUUUGUACGGACCUCAGGCACCCACUGCCUUUAGUUCAGGCCCGACCUGCACGCAGUUCCAAGCUGAGUGGGUUGAGAAGACGUUCAAGGAGAUCAAGGACAAGGGCAUCACUAGGCUUGAAGCCACUCCCGAGUCUGAGGAAGACUGGUGCAAGAGGAUGAACGAGAAGUGGGAUGCGACUCUGUUCCCCAUGGCCAAGAGUUGGUACCAGGGCGCCAACAUCCCAGGCCGAAAAGUCGAGCCACUGAACUGGUCCGGCGGCAUGGUUGAGUACGUCAACACUUUGAACCGCAGUCUAGAGAAUGAUAUGCAGGGCUGGAAAUACUCCACCGCCACGGCAUGAGUGGUCUCCCAAAGGUCAAGGAUCAAACUUGUGGCCUGCGACGUGACCACGUUGUAAAAUGAUUGUGAUGGACAGCGAGAUACCCCCUAGAGUGGGACGGCAGCGUGUGGUGCAGGCGUCAUGGCUCGUUGGACUAGAUUGAAGAGCGGCGUCCGUAUACUCGAGACGUGGAGGAUCCAGCAGUGUUUCGUCGAGGGAAGAUCAAGGCGCAUAGGUCUCUGUGGAGCACUGCACACAGCAAACAGUGAACAGCAAGCCAAGUUGUCAUGUACUUGACCUUACGAUGGAUGGUGUUGUCUGGUCGAACCCGAUUCCUUAGUGAAUAUCUGGUCUUCUUCACAAUGUGCUUUCCAGACUCAGAGAUGC
This is a messenger RNA of Cladophialophora immunda, 2140 nucleotides long. RefSeq lists its product as uncharacterized. Bases 143 to 1774 code for a protein of 543 amino acids. The record is from RefSeq and is a predicted model, not a curated record. Gene Ontology annotation, molecular function: N,N-dimethylaniline monooxygenase activity; NADP binding; flavin adenine dinucleotide binding. Lineage: Eukaryota; Fungi; Ascomycota; Eurotiomycetes; Chaetothyriales; Herpotrichiellaceae. The transcript is spliced from 3 exons.